Pogonomyrmex barbatus (red harvester ant) is the source of this 1864-nucleotide messenger RNA. It is a transcript of the gene GatB, whose product is annotated as glutamyl-tRNA(Gln) amidotransferase subunit B, mitochondrial. Gene Ontology annotation, molecular function: glutaminyl-tRNA synthase (glutamine-hydrolyzing) activity. The record is from RefSeq and is a predicted model, not a curated record. NCBI's taxonomy places the organism in Eukaryota, Metazoa, Arthropoda, Insecta, Hymenoptera, Formicidae. Gene Ontology annotation, biological process: glutaminyl-tRNAGln biosynthesis via transamidation; mitochondrial translation. Gene Ontology annotation, cellular component: mitochondrion; glutamyl-tRNA(Gln) amidotransferase complex.
AAGAUUUAUUGAACAUACGAUUCUGAAUUCAAAAUAGUGGUUCAAUGACCGAGAGCUAGCUCCCAUGCUGUAUAAAAUUUUCUUCUGUAACGAUUGGCAAUUCUGAACAGCUGCUUUCUCUCACGAGAAGUGUGGAGUAUGCAGCUUUUUUCUGAACUUUAAACAUCAAUGAAAAAUGCUGCCAAAGAGACAGCUAUAUCUCAUUCUCGCACACAAACGAAUUCGAAUUGAUGAUUUUCCACGACGAUUCCUCUCAUCGAAGGUUCAACAAGAUCCCAAAAUGCGGGAAAGAUGGAAAUCUACCGUGGGAUUGGAGAUUCAUGCUCAGAUUGCUACGGAAUCGAAAUUAUUUUCCAGCGCAUCAACCAAUUUUGCCAACCCGGCUAACUCGUGCGUCUCGUUCUUCGAUUGUGCCACACCAGGAACAUUGCCUGUACUGAACAGAAGAUGUGUAGAAUCAGCAGUAGUAACUGCUUUGGCGCUAUCCUGCCAAUUAAAUGAGAUUUCUUUGUUUGAGAGGAAACAUUAUUUUUAUCCAGAUUUGCCUGCAGGAUUUCAAAUUACUCAACAACUACAACCUAUCGCCAUCAACGGUGAAAUUAAGUUUCACGUAUUUACUCCAGGAUUGCACAAAUUUCCAUAUUUGAAAUCUUCUAAAAUCAAGCAGAUUCAAUUGGAGCAAGACAGUGGUAAAAGUUUGCACGAUGAAGCUGCAACAAGAAGCUUGAUUGAUCUUAAUCGUGCCGGGAUACCCCUGAUGGAAUUUGUAUUUGAGCCAGAUUUGGUUGAUGGCGAGGAAGCGGCUGCACUUGUGAAGGAGCUUGCAUUUACAUUACAAUUAUUGGGUGUUUGUAGUAGUAAAAUGGAAGAAGGAGCACUUCGUGUGGAUGCUAAUGUUUCUGUAAGUAGUGCCCAAGAUUGUUUGGGCACUCGGACGGAAAUAAAAAAUAUCGGAAGUGUGCGUGCUAUCGCUGCGGCUAUUAAAUAUGAAAUAAAUAGACAUAUUUCUAUUCUCGAAGCCGGUAACGAAAUAUUCAAUGAGACUCGCGCGUGGGAUGCAAUAAACAAGAAAACUAUUCCUAUGCGAGAAAAAGAAGAUAAAGAAGAUUACAGGUUUAUGCCUGAAACGAACUUACCACCCUUACGCAUACAUAUUAGAGAAGAUUUACCAAAUAAAAAUAAUUUAGUCGAUGCCGUAAUGCUGAGAAGACAAUUACCCGAGUUACCGGAACAAAUACGUCAGAGAUUAAAUGAUGUCAAAAUAUCUCCUGAAAUAAUUGUAUCUCUGAUGAGUGAUUUCAUGUUAUUACAAUUAUUUAAUGGAAUUAUAAGAAAAGAUAAAAACCGCCAACCGCAACUGGUCGCCAAAUUUCUUGUUAUGGAAGUGUUGACUUUUAUUUAUAAACAGCAAUUAACAAUUGAAUUUUGUAUAUUACAUGAAGAUUUUAUUGGUCAAGUGGUCGAUCUAUUACAAGAUAAAUUAAUCAAUUUAGUAACGGCAAAGAAGAUUUUGAACGAAUUAAUAAUCGAUUCAAAUAAGCUACCAAGAGAGAUCGUUAAAGAACGUAAUUGGUUCCUGAUAUCAGACGAAAAACAAUUAGAACAAAUAUGUCUAGAAAUUAUAGAGAAAAAUCCAAAACUUGUAUCAGGAUAUAAAAACGGCAAGAAAAAAUUAUUUAAUGUAUUAAUGGGAGAAAUGGCAAAGGUUACAGAAAAGCGUGCAGAUUUUGCUGUUGUAGCAAAAAUUAUGGAAAGAUUACUGAAAUCGUAAUAUAUGAAAAUUGCAAGAAUAAUGAAUUAAUAAUAUUAUAAUAUACUGUAAAUAAGACAAUAAUUUGAGUAAAUAAAACAUUCGAGUGUAAAA